This is a messenger RNA of Cheilinus undulatus (humphead wrasse), 4027 nucleotides long. RefSeq names its product mitogen-activated protein kinase kinase kinase 22 (gene map3k22). Gene Ontology annotation, molecular function: protein binding; protein kinase activity; ATP binding. Gene Ontology annotation, biological process: protein phosphorylation. NCBI's taxonomy places the organism in Eukaryota, Metazoa, Chordata, Actinopteri, Labriformes, Labridae. The record is from RefSeq and is a predicted model, not a curated record. The transcript is spliced from 18 exons. Bases 421 to 2289 code for a protein of 622 amino acids.
ACUCAGGCUCCCCUCUCUGUAGUGUUUGUGGAGACGAGCGAAAGAGCAGGCUGACAAAAGAAAACUUUCCUCUGAACACGCAUUUGCAGUUUGGUCCCGUCUGUAAACGCAGCUGUGGAUUAUUCUCCAGGGAGAAGAGGGCAUCUUACAGCCUGUUUGUCAUUUAAUGCUUACACAGCGCAGUUUCCGGAUAACAGAACGCACUGUUUUGGGGAACAUUUUCUGCGCUGCAUUUGUUGGGAUUUUUUUUCGUUCUUCCUGUCGUUUAUCUGUCAUAACUUAGCCUUGCCAGUUUUAGUCAUCUUCAGAAAUCCUGCAGCCUCAACAGAAAACAUGGAGACAUGCAGAUAACAAGGAUGAAAUCUUCGCCUGCUGAGAGAAGUUGAGCUCUGCGCUCGAGUUCAACAGGACCACUUCCUGAUGAUGACAGUAAACAUGGAUGACGGUCUCCAAAAUGGACCCGGACAGCACAGGAACUCACAAGAUGACGAAGAGGCGCUCAAUUCCAUAAUGAAGGAUCUGGCGGCGCUGGGCCGCUGCUACACCCAGCACAACAGCCACAAACCGAAGAACAGAACCUUACUCUACAAACAGGAUUUAAGAGUCAAGCUGGAGCAUGAGAGAGAAAAACGAAUUAUCCCAUUCCAGAGGCCGCUCAAGAUCAAGGAGCUGCUACAGAAGGUGACUGAGGCCUUCGGGCAGCAGAUGGACAUGUACUUCAUGGAAAAAGAGCUGCUCCUGCCUGUGAAGACCCAGGAGGAUCUGGAUCAGGCAGUGCUGACAUUAGGCUGCAGCACUGGGACCAACGGGCUGCUCAGGAUACUGUUGAAGACACCCAAGAACAACCAUUACCUACAGGUGAACAGCAGGGACAAACAGAGUGAGAUGAAGUCAUCACGAUCCCUGGGAGAUCUGAAGGGCUCCCUGCUCAAGGGCUCAGAGAGGGUGCGCAAACACUCGACAGGUUCCUUGCACACAGGUCGGACGUCCCCGCCCCCUGGUAGUGUCCCUGAGGAGCAGCAGCAGAUUGCCCGCCAGGGCUCUUACACCAGCAUCCACAGUGAAGGGGAGUUUAUCCCAGAGACCCAGGACCAAAAUAUGCUGGAUCCAUUUGGGAGUGCAGACAACUCACUGUCAAGCAGCUGUCAAUCAAUUGAUCAAGCACUGGACAGUCCUCCUUUCUCGCAGAACAACCGAGACAAUAAUUACCUGAACCUCAACUAUGAAUACAAAGGUCGACAUGGAAAAGGAGGGACUUUCCCUCGCCAGUUCCAGUUGCCCAAUCGCAGCAAGGAUUAUGGAGACCGUCGUAGGACACUUCCGCGCAGCUUUAUGCCGCAGGAGAACCUGUUCCAGCUGGUUCCCUCCAGCCGCACACGCAGUUAUAACGGAGACAGUACACUGCAGUACAGCGACCUGCGCUCACUGGGCCGCACGGCGGACAAAAGCUGCCAGCGUGGGUCAGCCAAGUCGCCACGGGCGCCAGUCAACUGGCGGCAAGGGAAGCUCCUGGGGCGCGGGGCAUUCGGGGAGGUCUACCUCUGCUAUGACGCUGACACGGGCCGUGAGCUGGCCGCAAAGCAGGUGCCCUUUGACCCUGAUUGUCAAGAAACCAGCAAGGAGGUGAAUGCUCUUGAGUGUGAGAUCCAGCUGCUGAAGAAUCUGCGUCACGAGCGAAUCGUUCAGUACUAUGGUUGUCUUCGGGACCUUGAACAGAAGAAACUCACCAUUUUUGUUGAGUUUAUGCCUGGAGGUUCCAUAAAGGACCAGCUAAAAGCCUACGGGGCCCUGACAGAGAAAGUGACCAGGAGGUACACCAGGCAGAUCCUCCAAGGAGUCUCCUACCUGCACAGCAACAUGAUUGUACACAGAGACAUCAAAGGUGCUAACAUCCUGAGAGACUCAUCAGGGAACGUGAAGCUGGGAGACUUUGGAGCCAGCAAACGUAUCCAGACCAUCUGCAUGUCGGGUACAGGAAUCAAGUCUGUCACUGGCACCCCCUACUGGAUGAGCCCUGAAGUUAUCAACGGGGAGGGCUAUGGCCGCAAAGCUGAUGUCUGGAGUGUCGCCUGCACUGUUGUUGAGAUGCUGACCCAGAAACCUCCAUGGGCCGAGUACGAGGCCAUGGCGGCCAUUUUUAAGAUUGCCACCCAGCCUACAAAGCCCAUGCUACCUGAUGGCGUGUCCGACACCUGCAGGGACUUCUUGCGGCAGGUGUUUGUGGAGGAGAAGUGGCGGCCCACUGCAGACGUUCUGCUCAGCCACCCGUUCGUCCAGGGAAGCUUCUGAGGCCCCAUGGACCCCCAUCUCCCUCCCCCUCUUCUUCGCCUGGGAGGGCCUCUGAGUCCCCGGCGUCUCCCCUCCUCUUCGAUCUGCCCCAUCCCCAGGGCUUCUCCCCUCAAGUCACCCGGCUCCAGGGCUCACUCCGAAUUCCCGCCCUGUUGUCUAUCACCAGUGUCUGCCUUGUCAGGACCCCUGUUUCUCUCACCAACCAGCUCCGCCGCAGAACAGACAGGUCGACUGCAGAGUCCUGCAAGGCAUCGCAGCGUGGACCCCCUAGGAGGAGACUGACAAGGAAGCACUUAGCAGUCCACUUCAGGCUGCUGUCCUUCAGCAAGAGCAGGACCAAACUUGGAGAGUGGUCUUGGUCCUUUCACUCGUUUACUGCCGCAGAACAGUGUCUCGGUUUGGCCAGACGUGAUGUAAUCCUGACUGAGUGGUGACAUUAAUCACAUCUGACAGUACUGUAUGUUACUCAUCAGCCAGAGUCAGCUGGGAGUGAAAAUAAGAGGGUAAAAUAUUUUUAUAUGAAAGAAAAUAACUCAUUUUAGUGGAUGAGUUUUCUAUCCAUGGCUAAAAAAAUGUAUUUUGUCGACGCCUUACAAUAAGUAUUUGUAAGAAAGAAUGUCUUUUCUAAACAUCUUAAGGGGUUGCAUAACCCUACUUUUAUACCGCUCACUAGCCCAUUUAGAAGGAAUGUCAACAUUGCACUUUGAUAUCAUGCAUUGACACAUUACCAACAUGCAGGAUAAUCAACUUAGGAGAUAUUUUUAUAUUUGAAGCAUUUUUAUAAGAGUUGUGUAGUUUCUUCUAAAAAUAAAAAAAUAAUAAGAAAGAGACCAAACUUUUGCAUCAGCGUGCAAUGUCUAUAAAGCAAUACCAACAUUACUGUUGGACUCUGUGAUAUCCAUCCUAGCUUCCCAUGCAGGGGCCCAUGGGUCCACAGAGAAAAGGGCCAAAGAAAAGUUGCAGAAGGUCUAAAAACUUACAGCUAAAGUAAAUGUGCAGUAUUAGUCAUGUUGGAUUGUUUAGUCACCUCAGAGCCCUAUAGCCUUUCCUAUGUUAUGGCAGCUUCGUGCACAGUACACUGCACAGACCAAAUCAGAUGCAUUAUUGGAUUGAAGUAAAAGUCUUCUUUAUGUUUUUGUUGCAACUUCAGUAUGAAUCCAGUCACCCCAUGCCUUUACUUUGCUUCCUACACUGAAAUAAUGGGUCACUUGAUGAAAGUUUGACGGCACCUCCCUAGAUGAGACUUCAUCUGGGGAGAUGAUGUGGGAGGUGUAGUGGUUAGCUGUAAUACGGAGGCACUUAAGGAGCGAUCAAAUGUGUUUUGACCCUUGUCAGUGCCUUAUCUGAACCUGCUUGUACACACAAAUGUUCACUGCCAAAGUGUAAAGCUUCUUAAUAAAGUGAGCAGCUGUUCAGUAGAGAGCACAUGCAGAAUUUGCUGAAGUUCUUUUAUAUGAAAAAAAAAAAAUUCUGUAAAUACAUAUUGUUCUGCACUUUUUUAUGAAAUUUCUUUACAUUAUAUACAAAUCUAUUUGAUGAAAUAGCUACAUUAUACAGUAGAAUGUACUGUGAUUUAGACAGGAUUAUGUAUGAAUGUCUCUUUGAAAGCUGGUAGGCAGUAUGAAAAGUCUGGGAGGCUUUCGAUUGGGACAGUCACGUUUGUCUUUAUGACAGAGCCUUGAAACAUGAAAUGUAUCAAGUCAAAUCUUUUGUACAUUUAACUUAAAUAAAUUCAAGG